This is a messenger RNA of Prosopis cineraria, 1189 nucleotides long. RefSeq lists its product as uncharacterized. The coding region runs from base 1 to 1176 and encodes 391 amino acids. Gene Ontology annotation, molecular function: protein binding. The transcript is spliced from 7 exons. The record is from RefSeq and is a predicted model, not a curated record. NCBI's taxonomy places the organism in Eukaryota, Viridiplantae, Streptophyta, Magnoliopsida, Fabales, Fabaceae.
AUGGAGCACAUGGAUUCAUCGAUGGAUAUUCAACAUCUUUUGAUGAUGGGGAUGGAUUUAUACCGAUGGACGUUCCAUGAUAACUGGAGUGAAGUGGUGGAGCAAUACAAAAACAAUGCAGCGAUUCACACGAUGCCGAUCAACAACAAAGAAGACACGGCGUUGCAUGUGGCGGCCAACAACAACAAUGCUGUCGCCGUUAAGCAGCUGGUGGAUGAAAUCAAGCGGACGACGUCGGCGGUGGAGAGUUUGAAAAAAAAGAAUGGUAAAGGGGACACAGCGUUGCAUUGUGCAGCAUCCAUAGGGUCGCUCCAGAUGUGCAUGUGCAUCAUUGAAGCUGAUCCUCAUCAAGGACACGUGUUGAUUGAAGAACGCAACAAAGAUGGAGAGACUCCUCUCUUCUUGGCUGCUGCCAAAGGACAUAAGAAAGUUUUCUUUUACCUCAAAGAUUGUUGCGUCGGCGAGUCUAUUGGGCUAUGCAGAAGAACAAGCGAUGGACAGACAGUCCUUCAUUGCACCCUCUACCGAGACCAUUUUGAGUUGGCAUUUGAAAUCAUUCAUAAGUACAAAGAGGGCAUCGUUGGCUUCGUGGACGAAAAGGGAAUUUCCCCUCUCCAUAUCCUAGCCGACAAACCUUCUGCCUUCGAAAGCAGCAGCAAUUUUAGAUGGUAUAACUGGUUGGCAUAUCAGUGUAUAUACGUGAAGCCGUUGAGGAUCACCAGCCAUUCAAAAUCCCAGCAGACUGCUCUUCGCGGCAGCACAGCGGAUACAGAGAACCCAGCAAGUAAUUACAUCAGUGAACAUGAAAAUGUUGUUCCAAAAAAUUAUUGGACAAGUUAUGACAUUUUCAUGGCAUUCACCCGUUUUAUUAUUUGGCCUGUCUGGGAAGCCUUUGGAUUAGAGGUAAUAAAGACAUCGAGGAAGAAGAAAGAAAAGCACGUUUGGUGCGGCCAAAUACUGGAUGGACUAUGGAAGCAUAAAGAUGUAGCAUAUGUUGGAGGUCGUGUCAAAGCCUAUGUGAUGCCCAAACCUGGUCGCGAGACCGAUGGCCCAAAAGGUGAUGCAAAACAAAGUGCAGAUGGUGGCAGUCAAAAAGUCACUGCAGAUCAAGACAAGCUACAAGGUGAUGCGAAACAAAGUGCAGGGGUUGGCAACCAAAAAGUUACUGCAGAUUAACACAAGCUACAAG